Molecule: messenger RNA, 831 nt
Organism: Lactuca saligna
Lineage: Eukaryota; Viridiplantae; Streptophyta; Magnoliopsida; Asterales; Asteraceae
Source: the annotation of a GenBank genome assembly
AUGAGGUCGAGAACACAAUACCCAAUGAACACCAAGCUUCUUGUCAUUGCCAUCAUUGUCGUCUUCUUUCUUCUCUUUGUAUUUCGAUCAACCUUUUCAUCUUCCAAUGAUCAAGUUUCAUCUCAAAUUGCGCAAAAAGUCAUUCCAAAAGCAGUUUCAGGUUCUUUAAGAAACAUUCAAAAGUCGCCAAAAUGCUCAGAAACCUGCAACAAAAUCCCACCUUCAUUAGCUCAAGCCUUGGUACACUACUCAACCUCCACCAUCACCCCACAACAAACCAGCAAAGAAAUAUCGGUAACCAAAAAGAUCUUAGACAUGAAAUCACCUUGUAACUUUCUAGUCUUUGGGCUAGGGCACGAUAGCUUAAUGUGGAGCUCUUUGAACUUCAAUGGCCGAACAGUCUUUCUUGAAGAAGACAAAGCAUGGAUCGAGCAAAUCAAGAAAAGAUUUCCCAUGUUGGAAUCUUAUCAUGUAACGUAUGACAGUAAGGUGAACCAAGCAGAUGGCCUUAUGGAAGCCGGAAAAGGGCCGGAGUGCACGGCGGUGGGUGAAACCAGGCACUCGGUUUGUCAAUUAGCGCUGAAGGGUUUGCCGGAGGAUGUUUAUGAGACGACGUGGGAUUUGAUAAUGGUGGAUGCGCCGACGGGGUACUAUGAUGAGGCACCAGGGCGGAUGAGUGCGAUUUAUACGGCGGGGAUGAUGGCGAGGAACAGGGCGGAGGGAGAGACCGAUGUUUUUGUGCAUGAUGAAACCCUAGUCAUAUAUCUCUCUUUCAUUGUGGACUCUUCACUGUGCUCUCGGAAGAAACGCUCGUGUAAUUAUCAGAUCUGA